Aureobasidium melanogenum CBS 110374 is the source of this 1695-nucleotide messenger RNA. RefSeq lists its product as uncharacterized. The annotation marks the transcript as partial. NCBI's taxonomy places the organism in Eukaryota, Fungi, Ascomycota, Dothideomycetes, Dothideales, Saccotheciaceae. Gene Ontology annotation, molecular function: DNA binding; zinc ion binding; DNA-binding transcription factor activity, RNA polymerase II-specific. The transcript has a single exon. Gene Ontology annotation, cellular component: nucleus. Gene Ontology annotation, biological process: DNA-templated transcription. The record is from RefSeq and is a predicted model, not a curated record.
UCUAAAAGAACGCGACCGUGCGAUGCUUGUCGCAAGCGAAAGACCAGGUGUCACACUGAGGCAUCAGCGACAUCAUGUGUACUUUGCCAAUUUCAUGAACAGCCCUGCACGUACGAGCAGACUCCGCGACCCAGGAAGCGUACUAUAUCCUCUACUGAAGGCAGUCAGCACAUUGAACGGUCGAACUUUCGUACAAACAGAACAAUACCGGGUACUGGUGUUGAGGAAUACGAUGCUUUACCCGAUGGGACUACACUUUUGAAACGCACUUUGGGACUUCAGAAUCUCCAUCAUAGCCGGUAUCUUGGCAUCAAUAACUCCUUGAAUGUAUGCGGUCUGGACUUAGGAGUCUCAUCUCUUUCUCAGCGACCAUCAGAGAUGAAUAUCAAGGUUCGAUAUGUUCAUCCCCAACACGCUUUCGAGAUUGUCCCAGAUGCUAGUGUACCAGACUCUUCCAACGAGAAUUCGGUCUUGGAGGCGAUUGAGGCUGCAGUUCAAGGCCAUGGAGCCGAUCUAGUAAAGCUUUACUUUCGAAUCAUUCACCCUGCUUUUCCGAUUCUCCACAAGGAGGUCUUCCUCGAGAAGUACUCACGAUCUUUUCGAGAAUUCUCUCCACCUCUUUUGGCAGCUGUAUAUCUUCUAGCAUUGGGUUACUGGAGUUACAGCGACUCACUGAGCGCGAAACAAAAGCCGCCAAUACAGCCUCUGAAACAGCUUGCCAUGGAAUCACUACACGUGGCCAUGCAACGGGCAAAACUCUCGACUAUUCAAGCAUGUUUGUUGAUAUCUCAGGAACAGACGAACGAGCUCAGUUUCAUCACGGGAGAGUCUCAUUCAAACAUGACAGCUCAGCUUGUCCAGCUUGCACAUCGCCUUGGCCUGCAUUUAGAUGCUGGAGAAUGGGAUCUUCCGGAUUGGGAAAAAAGCCUUCGUCGACGCUUGAGUUGGGCUGUUUCCAUGCAAGAUAAAUGGCUUGCACUGGUGUAUGGGCGUCCGUCUCUGAUAUCAUCUACGACUUGGGAUGUAGAUCGUCUGAAUGAGGAGGAUUUUCCUGACAUCGACGAGGACGACACUGCUGGAAGUUCGGAAGUGGAGAAGGGCAGGCUUGUGUUCAUGCACAUGGCUGACUUGGCAGAAAUACUAUCGGAUGUCCUGGAUGAUCUAUUCUCGCCACGUGCGCAGCGCUCUAUCCGUAUUGAAGAUCAUGGCCUGGUCGGCCUUCUGGUUCGCAUCAAACCUCUGCAGAUAAGACUCAAAGACUGGUUCUUUGUGUUACCAGAGAGACUCAAACAUGACACCGUAGCGUCAAUGAAGCUUUCCUCGGUCGGCUACCUGCGCCUUGCAUAUCUGGCGAUCGAGGCAAGCAUACAUCGCUAUAUUACCACGAUGCUAGUAAAAUAUCCAAGACAGGAUCCCACACUGGUUACUGUAUGUCGCAAUGCUGCAAAAGAAAGAUUUACCACUGCCUUCGAUUUUUUGAACAGGUUACAAGCAUCUCACCUGGCAUCAUUCUGGUACUUGACCAGUCCUGAGUGUGCGGCAUUGAUAUACCACUUGGGUAGCCUCCUCGAAGCCACAACAGGGGAUGCGGACGAGAAGGCGAAUCUCGGACAGAUGCUGAAAGCCUGUCGAUGGAUUUUGAAAGUGAACGGGGAGGCAGGCGCGAACUUCAUGAGGCACGCAAGAUCUCUAGUA